AUGCGCAAGUCCAAGUUGCAGGCGCAGCAGAAUGGCGCAACGGUGGCCGUUUCAUGCGCAACCAUGGCGACGACGAGCACCGACGACAUUGGCCAGCUCUUUGACGAGAUCGUCAACAAGCGGACGAGCGCGGUCUCGAGCGCCGAGCUGAGCACCGUGCUCCCGUUCACGGCGGGCGACGUCCAAUUCAUCUUGACCAGAGUCGUCGACGACAUGCGGCAGCACAAACUCGAGCUGGAGAAAAAAGAGUUUACGCGGUACGUCAAGAAAGCCACGUCGACCGUCUCGCUCGCCCACGUCGUCGUGACGCUCCAGCGACGGCGACACAUGAAGACCUUCUCCGAGUAUUACCUCGCGCGGGGCGUCGCGGGCGCGCAGCUCGUGGGACCGGCCGAGAGUGCGACAGAGCAACCUGGUGGCGCGUCUCGGCGUCGCAAUAGCCGUCCAGGCGACGGGCUUGGUGGGGAUGCGGUCUCGAAUCAAAGCAACGACCGGCCCGAGGUCGAGCGCGACACCAAGGACGACCCCCAAGCGCAGUACGCGGCGCGUCAGCGCAUCAGUCUGGUACGCGCCUGUCGCGCGAUCAAGUCGACGACCGAGGGCAUCUUUGCGAUUGCGUUUAACCGCAAGUCGCGCCGCCUCGAGCUCCACACCGUCGCGCCGUCCACGCGCGCCGCGCAGAUCUACUCGUCGCGGUACUUUGUGCUGCUCUUCUCGCGGGAUGCGGGGCAACUCGCGAUCGGCUGCACCGGGUACCUCGGCGGGCACAUCUACUUGGUGCGCAAGCAGGGCUGUGCCCACUCGGCGCCGCCCGAUAUUCUGCUGACAAGCUAUGUGUUUGCGUCGCGCGACAUCACCGCCGUCGUCGGGCUCGCCGAGCCGGACCUUCAAAUGCCCGCGACGUCCGAUGCGCCUGCGACCGGGCUCAUCACAGCCCCGCUCGACAUGUUCACGGCGAGCCACGUCGCGCACGCUUGCUGCAACCACGGCACCGUCACCCUUUGCGCCGACGAAGGGCUGCUCGAGUGGAGUCAAGCCGAGGUGGCAACAACUGCCACCGACGCGGUCCCGACGCCGCUGCUGACCGACGGCGAGUGCGCGUUUCCGACGAUCGCACACGUGAAUGCGAUUUCUGCCGCUGCGUUCGUCAUGCCUCGGAUGCUUCAACAGGCGGCGCAGGGCUACUGCCUGUACAUGAGCCAGCGCGCCUUCAUCCUUGAAGAUGAUGCGACACCAGCACCAAUCAAGGCCAUGCUCGACGCAGAUGUCGCCACGAUAUGCGCACUGUGGACCGAGGCCAAGUUCAAAAUGGGCCCGCGGAGGAUCCAACCCAAACUCAAAAACGUCAAGCAACUUGUCAACUGCGGCACCGCUUCGUACACGGCGCUGACCCGAGACGGGCAAGUCUAUACGUGGGGCCAAGACGCUGUCGAGAGCCUCGGGAGCCAUGUUGCUUUGGACGCAACCAAGAGUAGCCCGCGCAAACUCCCGGGGUUUACCAAGCCAGUCGCCAAGGUGACCUGUGGUGGGCAGCACGUUCUUGGCCUCGAUGAGGCAGGAGUGGCCUACAGCUGGGGCAGCAAUGCCCACGGCCAACUCGGACUGGGCCAUCUUAACGACAGUGACACACCAGCGCGUAUCGCCAUCGCUGGGAGCCCCGUAAUCAUCGACAUCGCUGCAGGCGACAACCACAGCUUGCUCUUGACCAAUGCCGGCACAACUUUGGCGUGCGGCAACAACUGGUCGGGUCAGCUCGGCACCGGCGGCAGCGCGCACCUUGAUGCAAUGACGCCGGUUUCGUUGCCCCCCGAGGCAAACGAACCGCUAUACCUGGUUCAGGCCGUCGGCGAGACGUCGGCGGCCGUGUCAGGACCGUCUUUGUGUGGGGGCUCUGUGCCGUGCCGCUUCUCGGUGUCGUGA
Saprolegnia diclina VS20 is the source of this 1920-nucleotide messenger RNA. RefSeq lists its product as hypothetical. The record is from RefSeq and is a predicted model, not a curated record. NCBI's taxonomy places the organism in Eukaryota, Oomycota, Saprolegniomycetes, Saprolegniales, Saprolegniaceae. The coding region runs from base 1 to 1920 and encodes 639 amino acids. The transcript has 12 exons.